Molecule: messenger RNA, 3629 nt
Organism: Lates calcarifer (barramundi perch)
Lineage: Eukaryota; Metazoa; Chordata; Actinopteri; Centropomidae
Product: deleted in malignant brain tumors 1 protein
Exons: 13
Coding region: 96-2000 (634 amino acids)
Cellular component (GO): membrane
Source: RefSeq, a predicted model, not a curated record
AAAAGAGGAAGCCCUACUUGUCGCAGACAGGCUCAGUUUGAGUUUCUACUCUGAGCAGACACAACAGAAGCUGUUUCACCCUUUCUGUGAACAACAUGUGGCCAGUGAAAUAUAUUUUAAUUGUCCAACUGAGCUGUCUUUGUCAAGCUCUUCAAAACUCAGUCACUCAAACAGCUCCAACUGAUGCCCAGGUGAAACCAGAGGGAAACACCACAAAAGGAAUAACACAAGAGGAAUUCAGCAGUGACCCGUACGUUCACCACCUUGCUGGUAAAUGCAAAUGGACUCUCCGGCUGCCUGGAGACAGGAGCAGUGAUGUGGUGGCACUGUCAUCACACACAGACGCAGAUAAGCUGGUUGAACAGAUCUGUCAGGACCUCGGCUGUGGCGGCGUCUAUCAUUUGAACAUAACAAGCUCGCCUCCCAACACCACUUGCUUUCACGACUGUUUGUACAAAGACGACCGUUUGCAGAACUGUUCACAGAGUGAAGGAAGUAAUUGUGCUGUGAUUAUCGAAGCGGUCUGCGGCCACCAUCCUGUGCGGCUGGCAGGAGGCCCAGACCGCUGUGCUGGACGGGUGGAGCUGUGGAAAGACGGGAAAUGGGGCACAGUAUGUGACGACCAGUGGGACCUGAAGGAUGCCAACGUGGUGUGCGCCCAGCUCGGCUGUGGUUACGCCCUCAAUGUGACGGGCCAGGGCGGCUCCUUCCCCCCGGGCAGAGGACCCAUCCACCUCGAUGAGCUGAACUGCACUGGAACAGAGCAGAACCUGUGGACCUGUCCGGCUGCACAGGAGGAGCCCGACUGUGGACACAAGGAGGAUGCUGGUGUCAUAUGUUCAGAGAUGAGAGCGAUCAGACUGACUGGAGGUGCAGACCGCUGCUCUGGUAAAUUGGAGGUCCACCGUAACGGCAGCUGGGGUACGGUCUGUGAUAACUGCUGGAAUGAAAACAUGGCCUCCAUGGUGUGCUCCAUGCUGCAGUGUGGUACUAAGGCAGUGAAAUUCACCCAGUUUGUUCCUCCUCUCAUCCACAACAACGGGACACUGUGGUUCUAUCUGUGUGAUUCAAAGGAACAGAAUCUGUGGAAGUGUAUGGAGUUCGUAAACAAACCACACCUGUGCAUGUCUUCAAAAGCAUCUGGUGUCAUCUGUAAUGGUUCCCGCGGGUUUCUUGAAGCCACCACAGCUAACACAACGUCAAUCACCAGUUGGACGUCUGCAGGGGCAACAACGGUCGCCGCUGCUGAAGGUUUCGCCCUCUCAGCGUCUCCGGAGCUCCUCAGCACCAUCACUCUGUCUCUUCUGCUCCUCGUGUUUCUCAUCACAAACACGGUGCUCUGCUGCCAUUACAGGAAAAGACACGCUUUCUUACUCCAGCAGACGCGCACCAGCCCACGACCUCCACCCGAACAGCGUCACAACAACUACCAAGAAGCUGUUGAUCUCGUCAAAGUCACCACCAACCAGCAGCACGCGGAUGUCCCCCCCAAACCCAGGUAUCUUUGGACCCAGCUUAGUAGUGUUGACAGCACGUCAGUAGAUACAGACUAUGAGCAGUAUGACCCAAGCACUGACCCGUCUGUCCCUUUCUCAACCUUUCAGAAUUCUCAGCGCUACAGAACUGACACAAAUGCUUUGAUGAGGCCUCCGGGUCUUGGCAGCCUCUCUGAGGAAGGCCCUGAGCCUGCACAGGAACAGACGGUGGCCUUUGAAAGCUACAACGGUGGCCCCCAAGAUGGUCAAUAUGCCAGAGUGUCAAAGAUCUCCGUGGACUCGUUUGAUACCUCCAGUACCUCGUCUGGGGAAUGCUACGAAAACAUAAACAACGGCUACAUCAAUGUCAAUCCUGAUACACAACCGGACCCGUUAUCUGUUAUCCAUGGUGGUUUUGAUGCUUCCAGGUUCGUCGGCAGCAAUAAUCAACUCAACACCGGACAAACAGCAAACCAGAGCUCAAGUGAUGAAGACGACCUCUACUCCCCAGUGAGCCCCGAGUGAAACCCUUCAUCUGAGGAUGACUGUGAUGACUUUGGCAGCUAAUAUCAAACAGUGGAGGUCACACAGCCCCAGACUGAGACUGUCGAGCGGAGGAGAAUGUCUGUGAAAUUGCACUGAAAGGAGACACUGUACAUUUACAUGUACUGUAAGACCAACUAACCAUUUAGACCCUGAGACAAGCUGGUGGGCAUUAAUGUGCAAAUCACCAAAUUAAUGCUUAUUGAGAACAGCAAUAAUAUAGCUUCAGUGUACAGUUUGAGAGACUAGAAACUUGUUUUAAACACUGCAGGUAAUCCAUUACCAUGAACAAUUUGAGGGGACUAUUUAAACUUUUCUUUGAGGAGGUUGUGUUGAUGUAAAGACAUCUGACACUCAAAAUGCUGCAUUCAAGGAUGGAUUACUUCAAGUAUCUAAAGGAAGUUUCAAGUCUCUGCAAAUUCAUUUUUAGACUACACUGAGAUAAAAUGAAUGAAAACCACAAACUGUCCACAAGGCAGUAAAUCAAACAUAGAAGUUAAGGUAUCUUAUCUUUAGGUGCUCUGUGAAUGUAGUAGUUUUUUGAUUCUUUUUUUUAAAUAUAUUUUUGAUAUUCAACUAAUAUGUUUUCAUAUAAGUUUUAAGCAAUAGCUAGUGUAUAUAUUCAAGUAAUGUGCUAAUGUCUGCCAUGUAUUGAGCUCCAAUAUAAUCUCCAUAGCUGUGAAGUAAACUACAUGGCCAAAAGUAUGUGGACACCCAAACAUUACAACCAUAUGUGAUUGUUGGACAUGUCAUUCUAAUGCCACAGACAUUAACCUGCUGCUUUAACAUUCACGCUAAAGUUUUCCACAAGAUUUUGAAACCUGGCUGCAGGGAUUCACUCUCCUUCAGCUGAAAGAGCAUUAGUACUGUUGGGUGAUAAAUCAAGGGGAAGGCAACUGGCAAUUUUAACUUAUUUCAGUGAGCUGUACAUAGAAAUGCAUGUGCAAACAACCAACCAUCAAUCUGCCCAAAUGCAGGGAUGCAGGGAACCUACAUUACACAUACAGACAUGCAGUCAAAGUUGCAGUUGACAUUCCAGUUCAGCCCAAAGAUAUUGAAUAGGACUGGAUUCAGGUCACGCAAGACAGACAGGUUCUUCCACAUCAAACUGGGAAAACCCAUUUCUUUAUAGACUCUAUUAAUGUUUAUUAAAGUGUCUAUUAAUGGGAGCUUUUUGUCAUUUUCAAAAAGGAUUCUCUGUCGUAAAAAUAAUCCAGGUACAAUGAACAACACCAUAUACAACAGGAAAACGUUGUAUAAAAUACAAUAAUAAAAAAAAUCUUUCUCCCUACCUUUAACAGUGUAAUACAUGUUUUAAAAAAGGUAUAUACAAAUUUAUUUUUGCUAGAAUCCUGUAAAAAGAGGGCAAUGAAGGCAAGAGUUAACGUUUCCCUUAAUUUAAAGUAAGGGGCAGAGGCCAAACCACAGCAAAAUAACUCCAGACUGAAGGUACAUAAAAGCGUAUGUCCACAUAUUUUUUGGCCAUAAACUGUAUUUAAAUAAUGUGCUAAUACUUGCAACACAUUUUCAUGUUAAAGUUGUAAUCAAACUGUUGAGUUCUACCACAAGGUGGCACUACAAGCUUGUAAAUAACUAAAGCGCCUGACUGGA